UUCAUCUUUGAAUUUGCUUUAUUCAUCAUCAAUAAUCCCACCAUAUUCAUCUCUACCAAUUAUGGCUGACGUACUCCUUUCAAUUGUCUUGGAGCAGUUGGCUUCGGUGGCUCGACAGCAGAUUGAACAAGAAGUAAGACUGGUGGUGGGUGUGAAGAAAGAAGUUCAAUACCUCACAAAGGUGCUCCAGCCUCCAGACCAUUAGAGCCGUUGUUGCAGACGCAGAGAAACGACAAGUGACGGAAGAGCGUGUAAAAGUUUGGUUGGAGAGGCUCAAGGACAUGGCCUACCAAAUGGAGGACGUGGUGGAUGAGUGGAGCACUGCUGUUCUCAAAUUACAGAUUGAGAGAGUUGAAAAUGCUGCCAUGCCUAAGAAACAGGUAAGCUUCUGCUGCAUUAUUCCCUCUCCUUUUAUCUGUUUCAAGCAAGUUGCUUCCCGCCAUGACAUCGCCCAUAAGAUUAAGGACAUAAAGGAACAACUAGAUGACAUUGAACGUGAGAGAACUAGGUUUAAUUUUGUCUCUAGUUGGAGUGAGGAACGACCACGCCGACUUAUAACUACCUCUGCAAUUGAUAUUUCAGAGGUGUACGGUCGGGAUAUGGAUAAAAAGGCCAUAUUAGACCAUCUAUUGGGUAACAAUUGUCAAGAGAAAUCUGGCCUCUACAUAGUCUCCAUAGUUGGGACUGGAGGCAUGGGCAAAACAACUCUUGCUCAACUAGCCUACAACCACCGAGAGGUGAAGGCCCAUUUUGAUGAAAGAAUAUGGGUCUGUGUCUCUGAUCCUUUUGACCCAAUCAGAGUUUGUAGGGCUAUUGUUGAGGCCCUCCAAAAAGAGUCUUGUAAUCUCCAUGAUUUGGAAGCUUUACAACAAAAAAUUGAAACAUGUAUUGCUGGAAAGAAGUUCCUUCUUGUGCUAGAUGACGUGUGGACCGAAAACGAUCAAUUGUGGGAACAACUGAAGAACACUCUCACCAGCGGAGCUGUAGGGAGUAGAAUUCUAGUGACCACACGUAAAGAGAGUGUUGUUGAGAUGAUGAGAACUACAUACAUGCACUCUUUAGGGAAAUUGUCUGAGGACAAAUCUCGGGCAUUAUUCUAUCAAAUAGCUUUUUAUGGAAAGAAUAGGGAGAAAAUGGAAGACUUAAAAGAAAUUGGUGAGAAAAUAGCAGACAAAUGCAAGGGCUUGCCACUCGCUAUCAAAACUUUAGGGAAUCUCAUGCGUUCAAAACAUAAUAAGGAAGAAUGGGAGAAUGUUUUGUGUAGUGAAGUAUGGAAGCUGGAUGUGUUUGGAAGAGAUAUUUCCCCUGCUUUGUUGUUGAGUUAUCAUGAUCUGCCCCCUGAAAUUAAAUGCUGCUUCUCAUUUUGUGCUGUUUUUCCAAAAGACUCGGUUAUUGACAGAGAUGAGCUGAUCAAGUUGUGGAUGGCACAAAGCUAUCUCAACUCUGAUGGGAGUAAAGAGAUGGAGAUGGUUGGGAGAACGUACUUUGAAUAUUUAGCUGCUCGGUCUUUCUUCCAAGAUUUUCAAAAAGAUGAUGAUGGUAAUAUAAUACGUUGUAAGAUGCAUGAUAUAGUGCAUGAUUUUGCUCUAUUUUUGACUCAGAAUGAAUGCUUUAUUGUGGAGGUUGACAACCAAAAAAAGGGGAGUAUGGACUUAUUCUUCCAAAAGAUUCGUCAUGCCAACUUAGUUGUCCGAGAGAGUACCCCUAAUUUCGCCUCCACUUAUAACAUGAAGAAUCUUCACACCCUCUUGGCUAAGGAAGCAUUCCAUUCAAGAGUUCUUGAAGCCUUAGGGCAUUUGACAUGUCUUAGGGCAUUGGAUUUGAGCAGGAAUCAGUUGAUUGAGGAACUUCCUAAGGAGGUAGGAAAAUUGAUACAUUUAAGAUACCUUAAUCUAUCAUACUGUGAUAGUUUGAGAGAGUUGCCUGAAACAAUUUGUGAUUUAUAUAAUUUGCAAACCUUAAAUAUUCAGCAAUGUUUCCGUCUUCAGAAACUACCACAGGCAAUGGGUAAACUAAUUAAUUUGAGGCAUCUUGAAAAUUAUGGUGCUGACAGUCUAAAGGGCUUGCCAAAAGGAAUUGGAAGAUUAAGCUCUCUUCAGACACUGGAUGUUUUCAUCGUGAGUAGUCAUGGCAAUGAUGAAUGCCAAAUAGGAGACCUGAGAAACUUGAACAACCUAAGAGGACGUCUUUCCAUUCAAGGGUUGGAUGAAGUGAAAGAUGCAGGGGAGGCAGAAAAAGCAGAAUUGAAGAAUAAGGUACACCUCCAAUAUUUGACAUUGGAAUUUGGUGAAAAGGAGGGGACAAAGGGUGUGGCUGAAGCUCUACAACCCCAUCCAAACUUGAAAUCUCUAUGUAUAUUCCAUUAUGGUGAUAGAGAGUGGCCCAAUUGGAUGAUGGGUUCAUCAUUAGCUCAACUAAAAAUACUUUACCUCUACUCUUGCAUACGAUGUCCAUGUUUGCCUCCUCUGGGGCAACUGCCUGUCCUUGAGAAGCUGGAUAUAUGGGGUAUGGAUGGUGUGAAAUACAUAGGUAGCGAGUUUUUGGGAUCAUCAUCAACAGUAUUCCCAAAGCUGAAGGAAUUGGCUAUUUCUUGUUUGGAUGAAUUGAAGCAAUGGGAAAUAAAAGAAAACGAAGAGAGGUCAAUAAUGUCAUGUCUCAAUGACUUGAUGAUGAGAGGCUGCCCAAAGUUGGAGGGACUGCCGGACCACGUGCUCCAGAGGACACCAUUGCAGAAAUUGGACAUCACAGGUUCUCCUGUUCUGAAACGACGCUAUCGAAAGGAUAUGGGAGAGGAUGGGCACAAAAUAUCUCAUAUCCCAGAAGUCAAAUAUUAACAGGACUGAAUGGUCAUCACGCUUCACCUCAUGUCGCUCUUGUUACAGAGAAGCAAGUUCAAAUAAAAAGGAGAAAAUUCCCUACACCUAUGUAUUGUGAAGUUGUCUAUGAAUCAAUUUCAAAUUGGUGAUUUGUAAAUUCUUUUUCUCUUUUUCUUUUCCCCUUUUAUUGGUUUGCCUAUAUAUGUAAGAAUGUGUAAACUUCAACAUUAUUGUUUGGAUUUAUUUCCUACAACAUAAAUGGUUUGCGAAUGAUGGGAACUUGCAUGCAUGCAUGCAUGAUGUUUCUUCUGAUUUGUUGUAAGGACAUAUCUAUUGUUAACCUAAUGGAUGAAGUGGGAUGUUCUUGAAAUUUCAA
This is a messenger RNA of Vitis vinifera (wine grape), 3192 nucleotides long. RefSeq names its product putative disease resistance protein RGA4. The coding region runs from base 282 to 2834 and encodes 850 amino acids. The record is from RefSeq and is a predicted model, not a curated record. NCBI's taxonomy places the organism in Eukaryota, Viridiplantae, Streptophyta, Magnoliopsida, Vitales, Vitaceae. Gene Ontology annotation, molecular function: protein binding; ADP binding. The transcript is spliced from 2 exons. Gene Ontology annotation, biological process: defense response to other organism.